Molecule: messenger RNA, 2415 nt
Organism: Eutrema salsugineum
Lineage: Eukaryota; Viridiplantae; Streptophyta; Magnoliopsida; Brassicales; Brassicaceae
Product: U-box domain-containing protein 16
Exons: 1
Coding region: 206-2236 (676 amino acids)
Biological process (GO): protein ubiquitination
Cellular component (GO): cytoplasm; nucleus
Molecular function (GO): ubiquitin-protein transferase activity; protein binding
Source: RefSeq, a predicted model, not a curated record
ACAAUUUUUGUAGAAAAAUAUUUUAAUUCAAUGUUGCUCGACAACUCACGAAGCCGUCUUUCUUGAUUAUAUAUAAAUACUUUCUUAUAAAACUAGGAAAAAUAUUUGCUAUAAUUUCGUCCAUCGUCUCCGAUAAUCUCCGGCAAAAUCCAGGAAUUUUCCCGAGAAAAUUCAAAAAAACCGUAAUUGUCUAUAUUCCUCAUUCAUGGCUGUUACACUUGAAGUUCUCCCGGCGAGAAAACGGCGUCCGUUUAUUGUCGUCGGAUCUCUCGAUUCUUCAAAGACGUCAGAUUCGAAACUGAUCCGAUCACUGUUCUUCGCGUCUCAAGAGAUUUCUCUUAUGCAGCCUCUCCGAUUCAUCCUGAGACGGAAUUCUCUCUCCGUCAUACGCAAGGCGAAGAUACUAUCGGCGAUUUUCGAGGAGCUUCUUCUCCGAUCAAAUCACAUGGUGGUUUACUCGCAAUCGGCUCAGCUCUGUUUCGAGGAAUUGCAUAUCGUGAUGCAGCGUAUGAAGACUUUGAUCGAGGAUUGCUCAAGAGCAAGCAAACUCUGGCUACUCUCUCAGAUCGAAAUCGUCGCCUUCAGCUUCCAAGAGCUAAUCACUGAUUUAUCCACCGUCCUCGAUAUUUUACCGGUCAAUGACUUGAGUCUAAGCGACGACGCCGAAGAUCUCAUCGUUCUAUUAAGAAAACAAUGCUCCGAUUCGUUUCAGUUCAUCGAUCCUCGCGACGAAGCUCUCCGUCGUAAAGUGACGGAUACAAUCGCCGGAAUCAAGCACCAGAUCUCUCCAGAUCAAUCGAAGCUAACCGAGAUUUUCAGCGAUUUAGGUUUUCCAGAUUCCGCUAGCUUGAGGGAAGAAAUCCAGAUAUUGGAGGAUCAAACACAUGAUCAGAUCGACGAGAGAUCCAAAUCCUCCGCCGCGUCUCUCAUUGGAUUCGUUCGUUACUCAAACUGCGUGAUUCACGGUCCUUCGACGCCGUCGCCAAAUCCAGAUUUCCGCCGCUACAAGUCGUUAUCAGACGCGAAUAUCCCGGCGGAUUUCCGGUGCCCAAUCACGUUGGAGCUGAUGCGUGACCCGGUGGUGGUUUCCACCGGUCAGACGUAUGAUCGAGAGUCGAUCGAUCUCUGGAUCCAGUCAGGUCACAACACUUGCCCAAAGACAGGCCAGGUCCUCAAGCAUACGAACCUCAUACCAAACCGUGCCUUGAAGAACCUGAUCGUGAUGUGGUGCCGAGAUCAGAAGAUCCCGUUUGAUAUAUACGGAGACGGCGACGCAGGGACUCAUACGCCGUGUCAAGACGCGGUGGAGUUUACGAAGAUGAUGGUUUCGUUUUUGAUCGAGAAGCUCUCAGUGGCAGAGCCGAACGGCGUCGUUUUCGAGCUCCGAGCUUUAGCUAAGUCAGAUUCGGUAGCCCGAGCCUGCAUAGCCGAGGCUGGAGCAAUACCGAAGCUGGUACGGUAUCUAGGUUCAGACUCACCGAGCCUUCAGAUAAACGCCGUGACGACGAUUCUCAACCUCUCGAUCUUGGAACAGAACAAAACGAGGAUCAUGGAAACAGACGGAGCUUUAAACGGCGUUAUCGAGGUUUUGCGUUCGGGUGCCACGUGGGAGGCUAAAGCAAACGCUGCCGCGACUCUGUUCAGUUUGGCUGGCGUCUCGGCUUACAAAAGAAGACUCGGGAGAAAGGCACGUGUCGUUAGCGGAUUAGUUGACUUGGCGAAAAUGGGACCCACAAGCGCGAAAAGAGACGCGCUUGUGGCGAUUCUGAACCUGGCGGCGGAGAGAGAGAACGUGGGGAGGUUCGUCGAAGCUGGGGUGGUAGAGGCUGCAAGAGACGCAUUCCGGGAGCUACCGGAGGAGGCGGUGGCGGUUGUAGAGGCGGUGGUGAGGAGAGGAGGACUCAUGGCGGUUUCUGCAGCGUUUGGGCUGAUACGGCUAUUGGGGGAGAUGAUGAGGGAAGGAGCGGAUACGACAAGGGAGAGUGCAGCGGCGACGCUGGUGACGAUGUGCCGGAAAGGAGGAUCGGAGCUAGUGGCGGAGAUGGCGGCGAUUCCAGGGAUAGAGAGGGUUAUAUGGGAAAUGAUAGGGACAGGAACGGCGAGGGGAGGGAGAAAAGCGGCGUCGUUGAUGAGGUAUUUAAGGCGGUGGGCCGCCGGAGAUAACCAUGAGACGGCAACAGAGAUGCAAAGCAUCAUUGUGCCAGCUCCUAGUAUGAUUUUUAAUCCCGUUUUAUGAUUUUUUGUUUCUGUGUAUAGUUUAAAAGGUUUUUUUUGGUUUUUUUGUUUUCCCCUUACGGUUUUGAGAAGAAAAUGAUUCUUUUACAAGUAUUAUUAAGCUAAAAACUGUAAAUGUUAUUUAAGAAAAAUAAACAAAAGAUUUACUCCUCUUGUUUUCCCAAAAUUUCAAGAGAUAAG